GGAGCUGGGUUUGGGGCGAACAGGAGGGGAGGCUUCGAGCUCCGAGAGACCUGGAACAUAACCCCAGGGUGAGGGGUGGACAGACUGCUGAGGAUGAGCCUGCCUGUGUGCCCGUGUGCUGGGGUGGCAGGGUGCUGGGAACUUGGCAGACACAGUAGCCUGCUCCCUUCAGUUGCUACUGGACACUCGCCUCGGAGACGCACCACCAGCCAGUGUAAAUCAGAACCCCCUCUCCUGCGAACCAGCAAGAGGACUAUCUACACUGCUGGCCGCCCACCCUGGUACAAUGAGCAUGGCACACAGUCCAAGGAGGCAUUUGUUAUCGGGCUGGGUGGAGGAAGCGCCUCGGGAAAGACCACAGUUGCCAGAAUGAUUAUUGAAGCACUGGAUGUGCCCUGGGUUGUUCUCUUGUCCAUGGAUGCUUUUUAUAAGGUGCUGACUCAGGAGCAGCAGGCACAAGCAGCCAGGAAUGAAUUUGACUUUGACCACCCCGAUGCUUUUGACUUUGAGCUGAUCAUUAGUACCCUUUGGAAACUCAAACAAGGGAAGAGCGUGAAGAUCCCCACCUAUGACUUCACUACCCACAGCCGCCAUAAAGAGUGGAAAACCUUGUAUGGAGCCAACGUAAUCAUAUUUGAAGGCAUCAUGGCAUUUGCACAUACAGAGCUUCUGAAGUUGCUGGACAUGAAGAUCUUUGUAGACACUGACUCUGACAUCCGAUUGGUGCGUCGGUUGCGCAGAGACAUCUCAGAGAGGGGACGAGAGAUUGAGGGGGUGCUUAAGCAGUACCAUGCGUUCGUCAAGCCUGCCUUCGACCAGUUCAUACAGCCGACCAUGCGUCUGGCAGAUAUUGUGGUUCCCAGAGGGAGUGGAAAUACAGUGGCGAUUGACCUGAUAGUGCAACAUGUGCACAGCCAGCUGGAGGAGAGGAAACUCCGUUGGGACAUGGCUGCUCUGGCAUCUGCCCAUCAGUCCCAGCCCUUGCCCCGGACUCUGAGUGUCCUGAAAGAGACCCCCCAAGUCCGUGUCAUGCACACAAUAAUCAGGGACAGAGAAACGAGCCGAGACGAGUUCAUCUUUUACUCCCGACGGCUCAUGCGACUUCUGAUUGAAUACGCCUCAUCUUUUCUACCAUUUAGGAGUUGUACAGUACAGACUCCUCAAGGGCAUGACUACCAGGGUCGCAUGUAUGAUGGCAAGCGGAUUACUGGUGUGUCCAUACUGCGAGCCGGAGAGACCAUGGAGCCAGCACUGAGAGCUGUGUGCAAAGAUGUUCGAAUUGGAACCAUCCUCAUCCAGACCAACCCCAGCACUGGGGAGCCAGAGCUGCACUAUUUGAGGCUGCCAAAGGAUAUCAGCGAAGACCAUGUCAUUCUGAUGGACUGCACCGUGUCUACAGGAGCAGCUGCUAUGAUGGCCAUUCGAGUGCUUCUGGACCAUGAGGUUCCAGAAGAGAAGAUCUUUCUGCUGUCUUUGCUCAUGGCUGAGCUUGGGGUGCACUCUGUGGCCUAUGCCUUCCCCCGCGUACAAAUCCUCACUACUGCUGUGGAUAAGAAAGUCAACAACAUGUUCCGCAUCAUCCCUGGAAUAGGUAAUUUUGGGGAUCGUUACUUUGGAACAGAUGCCCCUGCAGACUGGAGUGAUGACGAGGAUCCAGUAUGAAGCAUUUCCUUUAUUUUGCAAUCAUAAUGACCAUUU
Xenopus laevis (African clawed frog) is the source of this 1698-nucleotide messenger RNA. Its product is annotated as uridine-cytidine kinase-like 1. The record is from RefSeq and is a predicted model, not a curated record. The transcript is spliced from 16 exons. Lineage: Eukaryota; Metazoa; Chordata; Amphibia; Anura; Pipidae. Bases 94 to 1662 code for a protein of 522 amino acids.